AUGAGAGUUUACGAUCCAAUUCCAGAAACUCUAAAUGCUCUUAGAGGAACCAACAUAGAAAUCAUCCUCGAUGUCCCCAACCGAAACCUCGAAUCCCUUGCAUCGGACGCUGCAACAGCAACUGACUGGAUCCAGAGGAACAUAAUCGCCUACUCACCCGAUGUUAGAUUCAGAUACAUUGCUGUUGGAAACGAAGUCGAUCCCAACACUGAUAAAUCUCAAUAUGUCCGAUUUGUUCUUCCUGCUAUGCAAAACAUUUACAAUGCAAUUGUAGCAAGUGGCCUACAAGACCAAAUCAGAGUCUCCACCGCGACAUACACUGGUUUGCUAGGCAAUUCCUCUCCCCCAUCAGAAGGUUCAUUCCUUGAGAAUGUGAGGCAAUUUGUCGACCCUAUCAUUGGCUUUCUAGCCCAAAAUAACUUGCCACUGCUUGUCAAUGUGUAUCCAUACUUUAGCUAUAUCGGUGACACUGUAAACAUUCCACUUCCUUAUGCCUUAUUUACUGCAACAGAUGUCGUACGCGAUCAUGAUCUCGAAUUUCGAAACCUUUUUGAUGCAAUUUUAGAUGCUCACUACUCAGCUCUUGAGAGGGCGGGUGGACCCAAUUUACAAAUUGUUGUAUCAGAGAGUGGCUGGCCGUCUGAGGGUGGGACUGCAGCUAACUUGGACAACGCAGGCACUUACUAUAGGAAUUUGAUUGAUCGUGUAAGGGGAGGGACAGGAACUCCAAAGAGGCCUGGAAAUGCUAUAGAAACUUAUUUGUUUGCUAUGUUUGAUGAAAAUCUGAAGGAAGGGGACGAAACAGAGAGACAUUUUGGCCUCUUCUACCCUAAUCAGCAGCCCAAGUAUCAGAUUAGUUUCAACUAA
Ilex paraguariensis (yerba mate) is the source of this 867-nucleotide messenger RNA. Lineage: Eukaryota; Viridiplantae; Streptophyta; Magnoliopsida; Aquifoliales; Aquifoliaceae. The record is from the annotation of a GenBank genome assembly.